This is a messenger RNA of Caenorhabditis remanei, 1083 nucleotides long. RefSeq lists its product as uncharacterized. Bases 1 to 1083 code for a protein of 360 amino acids. NCBI's taxonomy places the organism in Eukaryota, Metazoa, Nematoda, Chromadorea, Rhabditida, Rhabditidae. The record is from RefSeq and is a predicted model, not a curated record. The transcript is spliced from 4 exons.
AUGAAAAGCCGAAAGCAAACUGCAGAGUCAAACCUCCAUGAUCCUAUGAGAAAGGAGCUUGGAAUUGACUCAAAUGCAGAAGACAAGCACGGAUGGUUCGCCAGAUGUGGACACUUUCAGUCAGAAACUGUGGAAAAUACGGAGAACGCUCCGGAAGACAAGCAGCUUCAAGGCUGGAGGUCAAAGAGUCAGUCAACUUCAUCGGAAUCACUCUUUAAACAAAUUCCGAUACUCUUCCAUUCAAGUACCAAGAUAAACAAUGCAGAUGAAGAACAACUUCAUUCGGCUGAAAACAAGAUCUCGACACCUACAGCGCUGACAAGCCAUCUAAAGUUUCAACAUCGGAUGUGCUUCGUCGCAACAAUAUUAGCUGAAGGAAGGUCGAGGAAGAUUCUUCAACAUCGACAAGCAGUAUACGUCUACAACAUCUUCGUGACGUACAAGACAAGUCGAGGUGCAAGAAGACAAGAUGAAGACAUCACCACUAGCUGUUCAUGCAUUACGACUGCAAUCAAGUCAACUUUGGCGCCUUCCCAAGAUAGUAUUCUCAAACUAUCAAUGUACAAAACAUCAAGGAGUCGAAGCCAACACGCAGUCAACAAGCUUGUCAAACGAAGUGAGAAGUCUUCUUCUUCUACCGUGUCGGACCUGCAGAGGAUGAGUGCAAAUUCUCGAAAGAGAGCAGAAGUCUCCACACAAGCGGAUCUUCGUCGAGUCGAACUCUGCCACCAAUUUCUGAAGAAACAACACUGUCACCAUCUUCUGAAGAACGGAGAGAAUUUCUUCGGAAUUCUCGGACUAGCUGAAAAAGAAGGAUCACUUCUCAAAGAAGAACAUAAUCAUUUCUUCAGACAAGCUGAUUUUCCUGAGAACAACUCCAAGUAUUUCUAUUCGGUGAUGCAACAAUCAGACCACUCGUAUGGAAAUUGGAGACAAAGUGACACCAACUCAGUGCUCGCCAACAUGCUAACAAAGAAGGACUUAAUACCCCGUGCAAAGUUGGAGGGAAGCACAGAAGUCAUCAAUGGUCAUCCAACAGCCAGCUCAUUGGAGCAGAGAAGAAAGUGGACACUGAAGUCGUAG